AUGACCGCGAUCCUUGGCCAGUCAACUCCUGUCCCACAAUCCAUGUGGCCGAUAUAUGCAAACGAGACUCAGUUUCGCCAAACAGUACUGACAUGGACCAAUGCCUACCGUGCUCGACACAACACACCAUACUUGACAUGGGACAAUACACUCGCCACCUACGCGCAGAACUGGACAAAUCAAUGCAUAUGGGCUCAUAGUAAUCCAACUGCAAGCGGUCAAUACGGUGAGAAUCUCGCAACAAAUGUACAAACCCCGGCGGCGGCAGUUCAAUACUGGGCCGAUGAAGCAGCACUUCCACAAACUGGUCAUUUUACCCAACUCGUAUGGAAUGCCUCACAGAUUGUGGGCUGCUCACGCACGUACUGCGGUGCCACGCCUGAUGCUCCUGGAAGGGCGUACGGGUGGUUCAUGGCCUGCGAGUAUUGGCCUCGAGGGAACAUUCGCGGGCGCUUUCUCACCAAUGUAUUUCUGCCUUCUUAA
Plenodomus lingam JN3 is the source of this 483-nucleotide messenger RNA. NCBI's taxonomy places the organism in Eukaryota, Fungi, Ascomycota, Dothideomycetes, Pleosporales, Leptosphaeriaceae. The record is from RefSeq and is a predicted model, not a curated record.